AUGGCAGUACCAGAACCCAGCAACGGCUCAUCCAACACGGUCCCACUAUCGAGUCCAACCCCUAACUCCAGUCCCGAUACUGCAAGCGACGUUGAAGCCAUCAAACGCGCAGCCGAGCUGCUACGAGUGAUGAACGCCCAGACAAAGGCGGAAAACGACGUGGUCCGGCUCGCAAACGCCCAGAUGCGCGCCGCAUUAGCCAAGUAUGACAGCCAGAAGCAGAAAGGCAGCCAGGGAGGUCGUACAUAG
Molecule: messenger RNA, 249 nt
Organism: Apiotrichum porosum
Lineage: Eukaryota; Fungi; Basidiomycota; Tremellomycetes; Trichosporonales; Trichosporonaceae
Exons: 1
Coding region: 1-249 (82 amino acids)
Source: RefSeq, a predicted model, not a curated record